AUGAUAUCUACUCCAACAUCACCAUCUGGAAUCUCAUUACAAAGUCGUAUCGCAAAUUUAAAUAUAUCUAGUCCGCCUAUGCAUUCUAGACGCUUUAGUCCUUAUGGAAGUGUUAGUAUUCCAGGCAGUCCCCGAAUGAUGCCCAGCGGGCUGGGUAAUGGACGAACUGGUUUUAAUGGAAAUAAUGCUUACUCGGAAGGAGAUGAAUGGCAAUUUCAAAAUGUUGGGAUACAACCAUUAAUGUCACAUAAUAUAGAAGAAGCAACAGUUCAAUCACAUUCAAUUAUGAUGAUGGAACAAGCGACCACACAACAACAAUCACAAGAAAUGUUCGGACAACAACAACCAUCAUCAGCUCCGCCCACCACAACAGAAUUUGAUCAAGCAUUCCAACAACCGCCAUCAUCAGCCCCACCCAUGACCACCGAAUUUGUAGAUUAUGAUUUCAUUAAUCCUAUGAAUUUAAUGUCCAUAGGCCCCGAUAUGAUGAGAUUGAGUGUUUCUGAUACAGAUGAAGCACAAAAUGUAUUGCUUAAACAAGAAUCAGAUAAUGAGAAUAAAGUUGAAAGGCAAUCGAAUGGUUCACUAUUAUCAAAUGAAACCGUAACUGGAAUUCUUACACAACAAACAUUGGGAUUUGAUUUUAAUUCACAACAUCAAUUACAAGAUGAACAUAUGAUGUUAAAAUCUGACGAUUUCCUCAAUUAUACAUCUGUAGCUCCACAACAUUUACCGAUGCAAUUAGAACUUCAACAAGAUGGAAUGGCGUUUAGUAGAUGGUAA
This is a messenger RNA of Diversispora eburnea, 783 nucleotides long. Lineage: Eukaryota; Fungi; Glomeromycota; Glomeromycetes; Diversisporales; Diversisporaceae. The record is from the annotation of a GenBank genome assembly.